Molecule: messenger RNA, 2031 nt
Organism: Cordyceps fumosorosea ARSEF 2679
Lineage: Eukaryota; Fungi; Ascomycota; Sordariomycetes; Hypocreales; Cordycipitaceae
Product: Homeodomain-related protein
Exons: 3
Coding region: 1-2031 (676 amino acids)
Biological process (GO): telomere maintenance via telomere lengthening; regulation of DNA-templated transcription
Cellular component (GO): shelterin complex
Molecular function (GO): telomeric repeat DNA binding
Source: RefSeq, a predicted model, not a curated record
AUGCCGGGUGGUAUCGCAUAUAACGGAAUACCGGUGCAAAAUGGCGGGCAAAUUUUCGCCGGACUGAAGUUUUGGGUUGCCCAUCGAGUGCCCACACGCCCGACCAUUUUGGAUCAUAUUGAGAGAAACAGUGGUAUUGUCGUGCCGCUAGAAAAGGAUGCCGAUUAUCUCAUUGCGGACCACGCUCGAAAGGACGCGCCGAGCGGCGCCAUCUCUUGGAAGUUCAUCACCGAGAGUGUUGAAAAUGGGGUUGCCCAGCUCCUGGAUCGCUACAGAAUCGGACAUGCACCAGCAGGACCGCGGGAGAUCGCUUCGAAUAGACCAAUAAAGGGGGGGCGGGCCCCAUUCACCGCCGCAGAUGAUGCAGCACUCGCGAGCUUCCUGCUAGCCCAAGGCAACAGGAAUCUAACUGGCAACGAAAUUUACAAGCUAUUUGAAACCAUGCAUCCCAACCACCCCUGGCAAUCGUGGAGGAAUAGAUAUGUCAAAAAGCUUAGACUGCUGCCUAUCGAGUCCCUCCAGCAUUUGGCCGCUCAAGCGACAGACGAACCUGAGAUCCUAGCCAUCGAGGGGGCAUCGGCAGAUCAGGAACUCCCAGAUCCAAGUGACCUCAUGCUCCAGCGCAAGGGACACAAGAUCCAGCAGGAAAAUGCUCGGCACCGGGCAAACGACCGAGCCACUCGGGCUUCCGCCGCUGCCGCGGCUCAACCUGCAGUAGCAGGACCUUCACUGCAGCCGACAACGCGUGAGCAAGAAGAAAUCACCCCGGCAGAGGCCAGGGACCGGUUUCACGAGGAUCUGCAGAUGUUUUGCGAAGAAGCCGGCGUCGAGAUCGCGCCUAUGCAGCAGGUCGCCGGGGCGCCCUUGGAGCUAUGGGACCUGUUCCGGGUUGUUAUCAAAGAGCAAUUGUCCUCCGAGGGCAUCGACUGGCUGAACGUCGCCGACGUUCUCGGGUACGGGUGGCUCGACCCGUACCUCGCGGCCGAAGCCUUGGAGGAGUGCUACGAGGAUAACCUCGCCGAGUUCCUCGCCAUUGGGCAAGAUUUGCUUAGGGAUGAUGAAGAGGAGAGGAGGGAAGAAGAGAACCACAGCGAUACCGCGGCUGCCGCUGACGAGCUCGACCCUCCGCCUCCUAGCACGCCGCCCGCGCGAUUCCUACCCCCUAAGCGAGCCCUCGAUGCCGACGGCGAGCUGGACCUCCCGACCCCGGCCAAGCGGCGCCGGCUGCACAUCCCCCCAGAGAUCCCCUCGACGCCCGAUGUCAACCGCCACCAACCCACGACCGCCGGCGCCCGCGAUGAGAUGACGCCCGUGCCGCUACGCACGCAGGAGUCGGCUGUGGACAUGACGCCGUCGCAGCAGCUCCGCUCCGAGUUUUCCGAGCACGCCCAAACCAGUCCCAUCCCGCUCCGCACUAACAGCGUGGCGCGAAACCGCCAAAUCGGCGGCGCCGACGGCAGCAGUCCCUCCGGCAGCGGCACCGCCGGCGCCAAGCGGCGCACCCUUCCCGCGGGCUUCCGGCCACAGCCGCCACCACCCAUCCCCGACCACGAGUCCUCGUUCCCCCGCGCCCUGCCUCGCACGCAGCCUCCGCCGCCGCCCACCCGCCGCCGCCCCGCGCAGGCCAUCCCGCGCCGACUCAGCCGCGACCGCGAGCUCAGCGAGCUCAUCCAGCACUACGAGUCCCUCGGGUACUCGUACAAGGUUGUCGUCGAGGGCCUGCGGCGCACCAGCGUGACGCCAGGCCUCGCCACCGUGGUCAUGCAGAGCCUGCGCGACGGCCACGGGGUGCCGGCCAACCAAGAGGGCAUCUGGACGGACCGCGACGACGCCGCGCUGCGACUCGUCGUUGCCGCGGUCGGCGGCGUCAACCUGGAUGACGAGCACCACGACCAUAGCAGCAGCAAGGAGGCCGUGAAGGAGAGGCGCAAGGCGCAUCGCGCGAGGGGUCGCCUCCUGGACAAGCACGGCCAGGAGGGUGUGGCGGUGCGCAUCCAGUAUCUGCGGGCGAGCGACAGGUUGGCCGAAUGA